Anthostomella pinea is the source of this 540-nucleotide messenger RNA. The record is from the annotation of a GenBank genome assembly. NCBI's taxonomy places the organism in Eukaryota, Fungi, Ascomycota, Sordariomycetes, Xylariales, Xylariaceae.
AUGAACGAGCUGCUCGACUACGAGUUCCAUGACGAGUCGCGACAGCCCGCACCAACGAAACCAUACGUACCCGUCCGGGACCGUUCCCAGCCAUCCAUAUCGCAACAAGUUCAGCAUGACGCUCAAGGUCCAUAUGUGAUGAGAAGAGACGGGCUUGGCUGGUACCGCCAUCGUCCCCUCGAAGUGGCCAUGGCCAGUUCAGUGCUAUUCGAUCGAGCUAAGGCUGAAAAGGGUACUAAAGAUAGUAUCACCACCUUAUUCAAGCUCGAUCGCGUCAUCUAUCACAAGCGAACGAUGCUGGCAGAAGAUGAUGAUGAUCUCAAGCGCAAGGCACAUGAGCUGAUACCGAAGCAGCAUCACGAACACCUUGACGUCUUUAGCAAGGUCCAAUCUGACAAGCUCUCUCCUUAUCGACCUGGAGUAGAUCACAAUAUUGACCUUACUGCUGACCCUCGGAGCUUAGGUUAUUCGCCACUGUACAAGAUGUCUCUGGAAAAGAUGGAAGCGUGCCGAAAGUACAUCGUUAAUAACCUGAAGUAA